GUCGUCGCUGGGAAGUACGCGCCGUCGAGUCCAGCGCGGCCGGAGCUCAGAGACGCCACCCGGUGCGCGCCUGCUGUCGUUUCUCGUGUGCUUCUGUGGUCGCCCGGAAACGAUAAACGGGGCACGUCGUUAUCCCAUCAGCGAGCUAGCUAGCCGGGAGGCGGCCAUCGUCCGUCCGUCCGUCCGUCCGUCUCUUCCGAUGACCGAAACAGUCUUUUAACCAACAUGCUUCGGUGGAUUCUCGGCGGUCGGGAGGCCCAGAGCUCAGUGGAGAAAAGCCAUGUGCUGUGCAUUGGAGAAGAACAGCCCAAAAACUGGUUCACUGAGUUGCAGGUGCUGAAAGGACAUUUUGACAUUGUUCGAUUUCUGGUGCAGAUUGAUGACUUCAGGUGUGCCUCAGCAGGAGAUGAUGGGAUGGUUUUGGUGUGGAACGUUGAGACUGGAGAGAAGUUGUUGGAGUUGAAGGGCCAUUCUCAGCAGAUCACAGCCAUAACCACCUUCACCAGAGUCAUCGGAGACGCACGCCACACCUCGCUCAUUACCGCUUCCUCGGACCGCACCCUCAGUUUGUGGGACCCUUAUACAGGCAACAGGGUUCAGACAAUUUCAGAUCUUCAGUCUUCUGUAAAGUGCUUGCUGGUGCUGGAGCGCCUGUGUGUGUGGGUCUCAGGUGGGGAUGAACUGUGUGUGUGGAAUAAAGACUUUCAGCUGCAGUGUCAGAGGCAGAGCCACAGUGAUACCGGUAUAACUGCUGUGAUUGAGCUGCCUAAGAACUGUAUGGCAGCAUCCAUGGAUAAAGAGAUAGUUAUAUACAGACUGACGGGCUCUACCGAGUCCUCACUGACAGUGGCUGAAAUCCGCUGUCUGUCUGACCACCAGGACAACAUCCGAGCUCUCAUCAACGUCAACGAUGAUGUGUUUGCCAGUGGUUCCCAUGUGGGAGAGCUGAUCCUGUGGGAUGCGGUGGACUGGAAUAUCGUGGCUUACGAGCACAUCCUUUGGGAGGAGUCUCAGGCCGACACCCUGGCUGAAAACAGAUUGGGUCUUUUCAAACCCAGCGAGAUGUCCAUUCAGAAUUUGACCACCAAUGGCAAGUUCAUCCUGGCGGCUGUGGGCAGUGGUCUGUAUGUGUACAGCGUUCUGACCAAGACUGUCGUGGCCUACAGGAAAACUGCACACGAUUCGAAUGUCUUACAUACCAUGCUGCUCUCCGACAGUGAGCUGAUAUCCUGUUCUGAAGAUGGCAGUGUCAGGAUUUGGGAGAUGCAAGAUCUGCCUUUACCCGCAGAGCCCGCCUCUCCAGGGUUCUUCGGGAUGUGGUCUUUUGGACGGUCCAGCAAGCAGGCAUGUCCUCCCUCAAAGAAGAUUAUGGAGCUCCCCAGCAUCAGAACCCUGGAGCUGAUGGGCGAUCUAAUUGGGCACUCUGGGGCAGUUCAGAUGUUUGUCAGUUUUGGCGAGAGGGGUUUAGUGACGUGCUCCACGGACCACCUGCUGAUUCUGUGGAAGAACGGAGAGAGGCAGUCACACCUCCGCAGUCUGGCGUUGUUUCAGAAACUGGAGGAGAAAGGAGGACUCUGAUGUCAAGGGAGGCACGAGGGACAAACGCCACCAGAGUUCACGAAUCAAACGUGGGUCGUUACCAGUGCCAGGAGGAGAGGCAUGUCUGUAUGCGUGCGAUGUGGAAAAAAAAAUGAGAAUAUGUUCGGUUAUCUUUGUGGGUAGAAAUCUUCAAGUUCAGCUUGUAAGAAUAUCCUCUCACAUGGUCAGCAAAAUUCAUCCCACAUUUCAAGUCACCAUACAAAGGGGAAAUUAUGGGAAGAAUCGGCCUUUUUCUUCUUCAGAUCGCUUCCCUCAACACACACACACAACUGGCAACGAUGUUAUACAAAAGAUCAACACAAAGUCAAGCCAAGUUAUAUGACAUCCUUGCCACACCUCAGCAGUAACAGAAGCAUUGUGAUUAUAGUGAAGCCUAAAACAGAGAGGUGGGGACAUUAAGGCAUUUAGACCUCGCUCAACAAGAAAGUGACGACCUCUUCAAUUCAUCCUCGGCACGUCCGAGCCUUUCAUGUUAUAUUUCAAGGUUUUUUUUUGGAAAUAAAACCUUCAUGGCUUUGUCUUUUGGCUUCAUUCAGUUGACUCUCAACUGGAAGAGUAGCUUGGUUUUUGUAGGGAUGGGUAAAAAGAGUAAGGCACCUGUGAACAUGGACACUGCUGUUAGUAUGUUGCUGUAUCUGUCGUUUCUAGGUUUGACAGGACUUUAUCUCGCACCCAGGCCCUCCUCACUGGAGAUGGGGUGAGUAUGCGGUGUUGGGAGUAGACGCUGGAAGUUGCGUUGAGAUUACACAUCAGCCGGACAGACACCGGAUCAGAGCCACCUUGUUUUUUAGAGAUUAUUUCAGUACUGUAUUUAGGAUGGAUCUCCAGUGUGAUACGAGCUGCCACGGAUUUCAAUUGUGUUAACCCUAAGAUGAGCGGGCCCUAAAGGGUCACUUGUCAAAGAACUGCAUUAAUAUCUGCUGUAGUGAAAUAAUGCAUCUAAAUCCAAUUUGCAGUUGCAAAUUGAAAACCCAUACAGAUCCUUUCUUAAUCACUUUGCUCAUGGCCGAGAAGAUUUAAUCCGUCCCGAUCUUGUUCCCAAACUCAGUAAGACGAUCAGUAGUUUGCUCUACAUCUGACGUGGCUCCCUCACACAGUUCAUUCACUACUAUUCAUGCUAAUUUCUUCAGGUGUUUUUAUAUUUGGGAGUACAAAACUGCAAUUUUAAUCCCACUUAAUAGCAUCUAACUAGAUGAAGUAUUAACCUCUAAUAUCUGUGCACAGUUGUCAAGACACAUCGUGACCUCAACUGGUCGUGAACACUCUGACCUUGCCUCGUCAAUAUAAGUCUAGAUACAACAUUGUCUCCACGAUUUGCUCUUAAAUGCAGGUCUUAUCGUGUAACACGAUGGUAAUCCAUUCGACCACCUGAGCUCUACUAUCUUCACUAAUAGAAGUCUGCAUAGCCCUCGAAGUGAGCACAGGAAUCCAUCAGUAUGGUCCUGUAAUCCUGAUAGAAAGCGGUUCACCUGGGGACCGGUAUUUGGGUGAUAUGCUCUUAAGCCUUUCAUAGAACUAGAUGACAAUCCAUUUUUACAUUCACCAGAGACAGACCGACUUCCUUUUGACCUCUGUUAGUGGGACUGUGCUUCCAGGCUGGUGUUACUUUACAGAGCUGAUCCCUGUGUUGGGCUCCCUGUUCCUGUGGGGGUAUGGAGGAGCAUCCCUAUAUCAAAAUAUCAUAGCAGCUAUUAAACUGGGCCCUUAAGGGUAGUGUCCAUACGGGCGAACAGGAAUCUCACAUUGAAGAAUUUCAUCAAAAACUGGGUCCCGGACAAAAGAAUGUGGGUCCAGUCGACCUUAGUGCCAAUCUUGCUACAACAACACUUUACAGCUAACACCUCCUUUGGUAGGAGGAGAACAUCUCAUCCGAAUGGGGAAAGAGGUUGAGAGAUGGGCAUUAACUAAUAUCUCUUCAUUAUAUUAUGUUAUUAUAUUCAUGUUUGCGAUGAAAAAAAUAUCGAUACACUUGGGUAUCGCGAUACUUUUUGUGAGACUUAUCGAUUCUCAAAAUAACGGUUUACAUGCAAAUAUUUGUUGCAGUGGUUCAUUUUGUGCUGAGUAUAAAGCCCCGACUGUUAGAUAGCAGUGUUGUAUUCAGCCAUUCAACUCGUCCACUCCACCCUAACAGUGUCAACCGAGACAGGACGUAGUGUAAACACAAAGCACACAGGCCUAUGAAGUCACGAUGUAUCGCCUUGGUUACAGUAUCGUGAUAUAUUGACUCAUCACCCCUGUGUCGUGAUACGUAUCGUAUCACCCGAUUUUUGCCGAUACGCUGCCCUAAUAAAUGUAUACAAACACACGGUAACAAUUUCUGUUGUUACCGUGUUUACAACAUCGGUCACCGUCUUAUUCUCCG
Lampris incognitus (smalleye Pacific opah) is the source of this 3961-nucleotide messenger RNA. It is a transcript of the gene wdr41, whose product is annotated as WD repeat domain 41. Bases 226 to 1578 code for a protein of 450 amino acids. Lineage: Eukaryota; Metazoa; Chordata; Actinopteri; Lampriformes; Lampridae. The record is from RefSeq and is a predicted model, not a curated record. Gene Ontology annotation, cellular component: lysosomal membrane. Gene Ontology annotation, molecular function: protein binding. The transcript is spliced from 15 exons. Gene Ontology annotation, biological process: regulation of autophagy.